AUGACAGACUUUCCUAAUAUUAAAUUAAAUCUUCCGCAUAAUAGAUUUAAGAAUUCUCUUACACAAAUUAGUGACUUUUUUAGUGAAUUUGGUCCUCUAUCGCCAGCAGUUCAGCAUGAUAGGCCUGAAAGAUCCUUACACAUGCGAUUAUAUUCGCUCAAUAAGAGAUCGUUCUUUCUCGUGAUAAUGGCAUUCUUUGUAUGCUUCCUUUUAGCAGUUUUCAUUGGAAUUGCUGGUCCCGAAAUAACUCUAGUCAAAGAAAUCGAUGCAAUGAAGUUAUCUGAUUCGAAUAUAACACAAGAUAAUUUCCUUACACAUGGGCCUUUUAAGGUUCAAUCAGGAUAUCUUAGUACUUAUGCUAGACAACUUUGGCUCUUUUCAAAAUACCAAAUAGAAAAUACAGAAAAUGAAAUAUUUGACACAUCAUUUUUGGUGAGCGUUCAACUAAAAGGUUUAAAUAAUUUAAAGUUUAAGAACAUUAAUAAGUAUCAGCUUAGAAAUCGCACACGACAUUUAAAGUGCAAAGGAAAUAUUUGCGAAGAUUUUACUGUAGUUCAUUUGGGAUGGCUGGAUUAUUCGCAUUAUCAAUUUUUAAUCAAUUUUUAUGGAUUAAACAGUAAUCGAUACAGCAUAACAAAAUUAACGUUUUAUAUUAAGACAUUCAAUCCAGCAUUUACGUCAUUGGAAAUAAGCUUUAGAUUAAUAUUUUUGUUCUUUGCAUUCAUUGUGACAAUUUGGUAUUAUACACUGUUGAGGAAGCAUCCGUCAACGAAUUGGUCUAUUGAACAGAAAUUUACAUACUAUCUCCUACCUUUAUUAAUAUUAUAUGAUAAUCCAUUAUUCCCGUUAAUGUUUUUGGUUGAUUCGUGGUUUGUUGGCAUGCUCGAUGCAUUAUUUCAAUCGACAUUUCUCUGUACACUGUUAUUAUUUUGGAUCUCAAUUUAUCAUGCACUCAGACAGAAUGAAAGGAAGUUCUUGACAUUCUACUUUCCUAAAUUAUUAAUUCUCUUUCCAAUAUGGUUAUGUGCUGUUGUCCUUGCUAUUUGGGAGAAACUUGAUGAAUUGAGAGAUCCGACUUGGAUUCAUUUUUAUGAUGGAAAUUAUUCUGGAUUUAUAACGAGUUUUUAUGUGUCAAUAAUACUUUAUGCAAUGUACUUAAUAUUUUUGAUGUUUAGUGCAUACAGCGAUUUACGGUCAAUGCACUAUUUUGAUAUGAGACUUAAAUUCCUAUCUUUAUUGAUGAUAUUUGUCAUAUCCAUUACUGUUAUUUCAACGAUGUCGAGAUUCGGUUUUGGAAUCGUCGAGGACAACUUUGUUGGGCAGCUAGCAACGAAUUAUAAAAGCUCUGCUCAUUUUAUGUGUUUUUAUGGCAUGCUGAAUUUUUAUGUCAUUACCAUAACUUACGUUUAUAGUCCGAUUUUAACAUCAAGUGAACCUGUUCGGAAAGAUAAUCCGGCGUUCUCAAUGAUAAACGAUUCCGAUGAAGAAGUAGUCUAUGCUUCAGAGGAAGAUUCCAGAAGACCUUUAAAUGGAAAGGCCAACGAAUAUGAUAGCGAUUAA
Chironomus riparius is the source of this 1560-nucleotide messenger RNA. The record is from the annotation of a GenBank genome assembly. Lineage: Eukaryota; Metazoa; Arthropoda; Insecta; Diptera; Chironomidae.